CCGGCCCCGCCAGCCGCCCCCCAUGGAGGAGCAGCCCCACCACCACCAUCACCACCACCACUACUACUACUACGGCCACCACCACCACCACCCGCAGAGCGCCUACCUGCCGCCGCCCGACGGCCGAGCCCAGCCCAAGCCGCCGCUCCGCCACGAGCACAAGCACGGCGGCCCACAGCACACGGAGGCGCCGAAGCGGAGACCAGGCUACGGAGAGCUAAAUGGUAACGCAGGAGAAAGAGAAGUGUCACUGAAGGGCCUGUGCUCUGAUGAAGCCACCGCCCCAGGAUCCAGGGUACCCAAUGGCAGCCAGCAGCUCGUAGAUUCUAAUGCCCCCCCAAAGCAGACCGUGAAGGCCGGUGCUUUGGGGAAAGCUGGAAUCAAAACCAAGAACUUCAUUCAGAAAAAUAGCAUGGACAAAAAGAAUGAGAAGUCCUACGAAAAUAAACUUAGAGAAGGCCAGUCCUCGGACAAGCCAGAGGGAGUGUCUAUUCCAAACGGCGUGGUAACCAAUAAUUCCAGCUACAUCACCAAUGGCUACGUAGGCAAAGGGGCCGAUAACGAUGGCAGCGGCUCCGAGAGUGGAUAUACUACGCCUAAAAAACGGAAAGGCAGGCGCAACAGUGCCAAGGGUUGUGAGAACUUGAAUCUAGUACAGGACAAAAUAAUGCAGCAGGAGGUCAGUGCACCAACCUUGAAACAGGAACUUGAGAGCUUCAAGCCUGAUUAUAGUGAACAAAAGGGGAACCGAAUUGAAAAUACUAAGCCCGUUUGGAAAUACGAGGCUGGGGCUGGUGGAGCAGGCCGGGGAAAACCUGGGCUCGGGGAUGUACCCCGGAAAAACUCUGAUGCCAAACCUGGGAUUAGCAGCAAGAAGUUUGAUGACCGGCCCAAAGGGAAGCACGCAUCGUCGGCUACGUCUAAAGAGGACUCAUGGACCUUAUUUAAACCGCCCCCAGUUUUUCCAGUGGACAAUAGCAGUGCUAAAAUUGUUCCCAAAAUCAGUUAUGCAAGUAAAGUCAAAGAAAACCUCAACAAAGCAGCUCAAGCCCCAUCCACUUCGUCGUCUUCGUCAUCUUCGUCAUCUGCCGGGGAAACUCAGGCCCAGACAUCAAGUCGACUGUCCCAGGUGCCCAUGUCUGCUAUGAAAUCUGUCACCUCUGCCAGCUUCUCGAACGGGCCGAUCCUCGCGGGGACCGAUGGAAGUGUGUAUUCCCCAGGGACCCAGCCACUGCUCUCAACUGCUGCUAGUACUGUACCAUCGACCUCCUCCGAGUCAGUAGCCCAGGACAUGAGUACAACUUCUACAGCUCUAGAACAAAAGAAAUCUGGCCUUUUUAUCUACCCUUCAAAUAUGCAAACUGUGCUCCUGGGUGCGGCGCAGGUCGAUUUCCCCUCGCAGGCGAAUCAGCAGAACCUGGGAGAUAUCUUCCAGAAUCAGUGGGGCUUGUCUUUCAUAAACGAGCCCAGCGCUGGACCCGAAACUGUUGUGGGCAAGUCUGCGGAUAAUCAGUUAAUGGAAGUGACAUUUCAAGGGGAAUAUCCUGCCACUUUGGUUUCACAGUGUGCUGAAAUCACUCCCUCAGGAACUGAACAACCUGUGUUUCCUAAGGCUUAUGAGCUGGAUAAACGGACUAGCCCUCAAAUUCUUAGUGCUAUUCUUAAGCCUGGGACUGCUGUUGAGGGUGGUGUCUUAGCUUUGGAGUCGCAUCACACAGGUGACCUACAAAAGGCAGACACCGGUAGCCAAGGUGCUUUAGUGUUUCUUUCAAAAGACUAUGAAGUAGAGAAUCCUCUGGCCUCUCCUACGAACAAUUUGCUAUCCUCCGCCAAAGAACAGAGGUACCAGAGAGGCCUAGAAAGGAAAGAUAGCUGGGGUUCUUUUGACCUGAGGGCUGCUAUUCUAUAUCACACUAAAGAAAUGGAAGCGGUUUGGAAUUUGCAGAAGCAAGAUCCCAAAAGGAUAAUCACUUAUGAUGAAGCCAUGGAUCGCCCGGAUCAAUGAAGGUAGCAAGACAAGACUGCCUGUUAUAACCUUUCUGCAGCAUUUGUGCUGUUCGUGGGGGACAAAAAGGCUUUUAUGCUCCUUCUAAAUCUUCAGUGCAGCAGAGGAACCAUAACUAGAAUCACAGGAUAAUAUAUACAAAUAUAUAUAUAGUUAUUUAAAAAUGGCAACUGAAAGUAAUUAGACUUCAUAAGGAAUCUGAAAAUUUAUUUCAACGAGACUACACACGUGAUUAUUUAAUCUCCGGUACUGAAUAGAUUUUUUUUUUUUUUCAUUUUUGUUUUGUUUUGUUUCUGUUUAAAGAGUGAAAUGCAAGUGAUUAAGGAAUACAGACUCAAUUACAAGCCCGGUUUCAAAGUUCCUGCUGUCGUCUACACGGGCAACAGCAACCCACUGGAGAGGCAUUUCCACUUGACAAGGUUUCUGUUUCUUGUUCUGUGACUGUAGUGACACACUAAUCACAGGGAAAUCAGGAUGAUUCACCAUCCUUCAUCUCCCCUUUCCCUUUCACCUCCCCCAUUUAGUUUCUUUUUUUUUUUUUUUUUCCUGGUUUGUUUUCCAUUGAAUGCUGGAGAAACGCCUUGAAGUUUGCAGAGUUUCUUUUUUUUUUCCAGAGAAUUAUAAUCCGCAUGUUUUGCCAGGAGUAAAGCAGCAAUCCUAUGCGGGGGAUAUUGUCUUAAACAGCUCGUUCUGCUGAGGGAAAGAUGGUAAUACUUCAGUUCUAGGAUGCAUGGUGAAGUCACACAGUUGACCUGGCUCCUGUUACACGUUGGACUAUUGCAACUGAAGAGUUAUUUCAUUUUCAAAGACAACAUGGAAAAAUAAGCAAUCUGUUUAGGCAUUUAAUAUGGAAAAAAAAACCAACAAAAAAAAAAACCCACCCCACUGUUCCCACAGUUUAAUGCCAUUGUAUUACUGGGAGCAAGAAAAAAAAAAAAGACAAAAAAAAAAAAAACGUAUCUUCUGCUUUCAACUGUAGGUGCUUCAUAUUUGCUCUGUCUGUCUCCUAACACUAAAUGUGCUGGAUUUUUUUCCCAUUUUCAAUGGAAAACUGAAGAGGAAUUGAGUUCUGCUAACUUUCAUCCUUCUUGAAUUAUUUUUUUCUCUUAAAAAAAAUAUUUCAAAAUAACAAAAAAAAAGAAAAAAGUUUAAAAAAAAAAAAA
This is a messenger RNA of Empidonax traillii (willow flycatcher), 3168 nucleotides long. It is a transcript of the gene NUFIP2, whose product is annotated as nuclear FMR1 interacting protein 2. Gene Ontology annotation, cellular component: nucleoplasm; cytoplasmic stress granule. The record is from RefSeq and is a predicted model, not a curated record. Lineage: Eukaryota; Metazoa; Chordata; Aves; Passeriformes; Tyrannidae. Bases 23 to 2005 code for a protein of 660 amino acids. Gene Ontology annotation, molecular function: RNA binding. The transcript has 4 exons.